AUGAGCCCGUCCAUUCAGGAGAGUUUCGCCCGGCCGGACCAAUGUGCCAAGGUCCUCUUUGAUGCUAUUGUAGGCCAGGACCAGCGAUCCUUGCCUACGCGGCUGUUGAUGGGUGCUGAGACCAUUUCACUUACUGUGGCCGAAAACAAGAGAGCUUUGGAGGAAAUGCAGCUUUGGAAAAAAGAAACUCUACGAUGUUCACCAGGAGGUGGAGUGAAGGAUGUGCCUGACCUUUGA
Penicillium antarcticum is the source of this 237-nucleotide messenger RNA. RefSeq lists its product as uncharacterized. The transcript has a single exon. The coding region runs from base 1 to 237 and encodes 78 amino acids. The record is from RefSeq and is a predicted model, not a curated record. NCBI's taxonomy places the organism in Eukaryota, Fungi, Ascomycota, Eurotiomycetes, Eurotiales, Aspergillaceae.